AUGCCUCCCCCCACCAGGGCCCCUCUUGAGGACCCCCGGCCCCUGACCUCCCCUCUCCAACCCCUAGGACACGUGUCCAACAUGAGACAGUGGAGGAAGGAGGGAGUGGGAGCCCCCCGCUCCCCGGUAGUCGGAAAGAUAAAGGACACUUACAGGAAGCGGGUGCCCCUGGCCCGGGGGUGGGGGGGGACGGACGGACGGACAGGCGGCCGGACGGACGGCCGGAAGUCACCCCGACGCCGCUUCCGGGCAGGCCGCUCUAGGCCCCCGCCCGCCUCUAUGGUCACCAAGGGCCCCCCCCCGCCCCUGGGCAACCCAAGGUCUGCGGACCGCGGUCUGGGUCCCCGCGGGCUCCCGCCUCCCCCGGCCGCCCGGGCGCGGGGACACGGGCCCGGGGCGAGGCCGCGGUCGUCGGCGGGAACGCGCCGUGCCCCGCCCGCCAUCUCCUUUAGCGGCGGAGCCCGGUCCGGCGGCUCCGACCCGCUCCCGCAGCUCCCUCCAACCCUCCAAGAAAAGGGACCCUCACCACCCCCUUGCCCCACCACGCCCCCUGGUGGGCGGGGACGGACCCUCACCACCCCCUGCGCCCCACCACGCCCCCUGGUGGGCGGGGACGGAACCCCACCCCCUUCCCCGCACCCCACCACGCCCCCUGGUGGGCGGGCCCGGACCCUCACCACCCCCCGCCGCGCCCCACCACGCCCCCUGGUGGGCAGAACCCGGCCCCUCACCCUCCGGGCCCUGUCCCGAGUUGCCUCUCUGCCUUCUGGCCCGGCCAUGGCCGUGUCCCCACUGGUGGCCCUGAUGCUGCUCUACCUGCCCCUAUCCAACACGACCCGCCUCGGAGGCCGGAUCCCGCGCUCGUUCGGGAAGUCGGGGGACCUGCGGAUCGGAGGCGUCUUCCCCAUCACCGACACCGACUCCCAACCCGCCGUCGCCUUCGCCUCCCGCCCGCCGGCGCGGAGCUGUGAGCUCUUCUCCUCCACCAUCUACCGGGUGGUCCAGGGCUUCCUGUAUGCCGUGGAGGGGGUCAACGGAGACCCCCACCUGCUCUCCAACCUCACCCUGGGCUUCUCCGUCUGGGACUCGUGUGCCCUGGUGUCGGAGGCGCUGCUGGGGGUGGCUGAGCUCCUGACGGGACGAGGGGAGCCCACCCCCAAUUACCGCUGCGGGGUCCCCUCGCCCGUGGUGGCCUUCGUCGGAGAGGACCGAUCCACCCUGUCCAUCGCCAUGGCCACUUGGCUCGGCCUGUACAAGGUCCCACAGAUAAGUUAUGCCUCCACCGUGCCCACCCUCAGCGACCGGUCUCGUUUCCCCUCCUUCCUGCGGGCCCUGCCGCCAGAUGGGCUCCGGACCUCGGCCCUGGCCCAGCUGGCGAUCCGCUUGGGCUGGACGUGGGUGGGCAUCUUCGCCGACGACGAUGACUACGGGCUGCAGGGGGGCUGGGGGCUGAGGGCCGAGCUGGAGGCGGCCGGGGUCUGCGUGGCCUUCUUCGCCGAGCUGCCCACUACCCGGCGGCCGGAGAAGAUCCGUCGCCUCAAGGACGAGAUCCGGAGACUGACAGCCCGGGCCCUGCUGGUGGUCUCCAGUGACAUCGACUAUCUCCGAGCCGCUCUGGACAUGAUCCUGAAGGAGGAGGGGAGAGGCAGCCGCUUGGUGGGCACAGCCUGGGCACACAGCGAUAGCUGGAGUAGCACGGACAUGUUCUCCUUCUCCGCCGGGCCCAUCAACUGGAUACUGCAGGGCUCCCUGGCCCUCUCCACCCACGUCGAUGAGAUUCCGGGCUUCCUGGAAUUCCUCAACCGUCUCCACCCCGCCGGGAAUCCGGAGGACAUCUUCCUGAGGUCCUUCUGGGCCGAGACCUUCGGCUGCCGGUGGGCAUCCCCGGGGCCCGAGAACGAGACCCUGCCUUCUGAGGGGAGCGAAGCCGAGACGGCACACUUUGCUGUGGGCAAUUCAAGCAUCCGCGUCUGCACGGGGUCGGAGAACCUGCGGGGUCUCCCCAUCCCCUUCCUGGACCUGAGGGACUCGAGUGCCACGUUCCGCGCCUACGAAGCCGUGCAGAGCAUCGCCCGCGCCCUGCGGGCCCUGAGCCUCUGCCAGCCCCCGGAGGGUCCCUUCGCGGAUGGAGCAUGUGCCAAGAUCGGAGACUUCAAACCUUGGCAGACCCCCCGCUCUGUCUGCAGUGAGAGCUGUCGGCCAGGCUCCGUGCGUACCCCACGACAGGGCCAACCCCCCUGCUGCUUUGACUGUGCUCCCUGUUCGGAGGGAGAGAUGGCCAACCAAAGUGACGCCCUGACAUGCCAGCGUUGUCCGGAUGACGAAUCUUGGCCCAACGAAGCCAAGGACCGGUGCGUGAUGAAAGCGGUGGAGCAUCUCUCCUACAGCGACCCUCUCGGCACCGCCUUGGCUUCUUCGACGGUGGCUGCCGCCCUGCUCCCCGCCGUCAUCUUGGGCCUUUUCUUCCGGUUCUCCCACACGCCCGUGGUCCGGGCCAACCGCCUGGACCUCAGCAACGUGCUGCUGGGCUCGCUCCUCCUCUGCGACCUGGGCUGCCUCCUUUUCCUCACCCCGCCGACGCGCCUCACCUGCCUCCUCCGCCAGGCAGCCUUCGGGGUCCCGUUCGCCACCGGGGUCUCGUGCGUGUUGGCCAAGACCGUGGUGGUGGUUGUGGCCUUCCGGGCCACGGUCCCCGGGAGCGUCCUCCAGGGAUGGUUGAAGCCCUGGCUCCCCCAAGCCAUCGUGGCCGUGGGAGCCCUGAUCCAGGCGGUCAUCUGCGCCUCGUGGAUGGUCUUGGCGCCGGCCUUCCCCGAGCGGGACACGCGGUCCAGUCCCGGCAAGGUCCUCCUGGUGUGUAACGAGGGGUCACCCGUGGCCUUCUGGUGCGUCUUGGGCUACCUGUGUCUCCUGGCCUCGGCGUCCUUCGUCCUGGCCUUCCUCGCCCGCCGUCUCCCCGACGGCUUCAACGAGGCCAAGUUCAUCACGUUCAGCAUGGUGGUGUUCGUCAGCGUGUGGGGGGCCUUCCUCCCGGCCCACCUGAGCACCCGCGGCCGGGCCGCGGUGGCCGUGGAGGUGUUCAGCAUCCUCUGCUCCAGCUCCGGCCUGCUCGGCUGCAUCUUCUUCCCCAAGUGCUACAUCCUCCUCCUGCGGCCCGACAGGAACACCCGGGAGGCUCUCCUGGGAAGACGAACUCCGGCCAGGAAAAAGCAGAUCUCUCCGAAGACUGUCGCUGGUCCUUCUCACGCCCAGAUCCUGGAAGCGGGGCUGCCAUCGGGCCGAAGAUCUCUCUGGGAAUUUCGGGGGAUGAUGAAGCGCCCCUCCUCUCCCCCGACACUCAAUCCGGAUUCUCCUUCCUCGAAAUGA
This is a messenger RNA of Tachyglossus aculeatus (Australian echidna), 3363 nucleotides long. RefSeq names its product vomeronasal type-2 receptor 26-like. Gene Ontology annotation, cellular component: membrane. Lineage: Eukaryota; Metazoa; Chordata; Mammalia; Monotremata; Tachyglossidae. The record is from RefSeq and is a predicted model, not a curated record. Gene Ontology annotation, molecular function: G protein-coupled receptor activity. Gene Ontology annotation, biological process: G protein-coupled receptor signaling pathway. The coding region runs from base 1 to 3363 and encodes 1120 amino acids. The transcript is spliced from 12 exons.